Molecule: messenger RNA, 1206 nt
Organism: Gloeophyllum trabeum ATCC 11539
Lineage: Eukaryota; Fungi; Basidiomycota; Agaricomycetes; Gloeophyllales; Gloeophyllaceae
Product: Rad1-domain-containing protein
Exons: 10
Coding region: 1-1011 (336 amino acids)
Biological process (GO): DNA damage checkpoint signaling; DNA repair
Cellular component (GO): checkpoint clamp complex
Source: RefSeq, a predicted model, not a curated record
AUGUCCGCUCCAUCACAGCCCCCGAAACCGGUGCUGAGCGCAUCGUCCCACGACGUGCGCUACUUCGCAGCUCUCCUGCGCGGCGUUAGUUUCUCGAACAGAGCAACCAUCUACCUCGCAAGUAACGGUUUCAACGUUUCUGUUCAGGAAGGGAAGACAAUAACCGGUACCGCCUUUGUAUCGGAUCACGUCUUUGACGAAUACCAGUACAAUGACGAAGGAUUUCUUCCCGCUUCCCAAGACUCCGAUUCGGCCCCUGCCCUCGGAUUUGAGAUACGUUUGAACACGCUCCUCGAAUGUCUGAACAUAUUCGGGACGGCAGGGACUGCGUCGCUGUCGUCAAAUUCAAAAUCCAAGAAACAGCGGAGAAAUGAUCAUGAUGGCGAUAGCGACGAGAAUAAUAGGCAUGGUCCUUUGGACAAGUAUUUCACUGCCAACACGGGCGGCACGGGCAUGAGGAUGUCAUAUGCCGGGCCUGGCCAUCCUCUGACACUCAUCCUGGCAGAGAGCUCUUCCGGUCCUACAGCAACAUGUGAGCUCACCACCUUCGACCCGGAGGGACCCGUGGAGAUCGAAUUUGCUCAAAACACAGUAAAUAUGCACAUCAUACUGAAGUCCUCAUGGCUCCGAGAUGCCCUUUCUGAGCUCGAUCCAUCCUGCGAGAAGCUCACCUUCGUCUGUACACCUGCUCCGCAAGGGAACAACGCAUCCCGCACACCCCUUUUUCGCAUCCUGGCGGAAGGCAUGUUCGGAAGCACCGAGAUGGAUUACCCGAACGACCGCGAGGUCCUUGAAACGUUCAUAUGCACCCAACCCGUCAAAUUCACGUACCGUUUCUCCCACAUUGCAAAAUCUACGCGGGCACUGCAGGCGUCCCUCAAGACCUCUAUGCGAACGGACGAUUUUGGAACGCUCAGUAUGCAGUUCAUGAUGCCCUCGGGAAGGGGACGGGAUGACGACGGGAUUUUGUUUGUGGAGUUCCGAUGUCUACCGCUAGACGAUCAAGUAUGAUGCACGAGUAUGACAUGAGAGAUUACCGUCGAUCUUAUCAUUCACAUGUGCCCUUACGGGUCGUCGAUGUCGUAUUCCGUGCACGCGUAAUGCAAUAACGAAGAAAAUUUAAAGGUCACGAAUUUAUAGUGCAGAGGUAUAUAAUACAUUCGUUGCGGGUAUAAAGUGCAUUACAGGCUUCAUUGGCUCGACACC